This is a messenger RNA of Paralichthys olivaceus (Japanese flounder), 5016 nucleotides long. It is a transcript of the gene galnt7, whose product is annotated as UDP-N-acetyl-alpha-D-galactosamine: polypeptide N-acetylgalactosaminyltransferase 7. Gene Ontology annotation, molecular function: polypeptide N-acetylgalactosaminyltransferase activity. The record is from RefSeq and is a predicted model, not a curated record. Gene Ontology annotation, cellular component: Golgi apparatus. Gene Ontology annotation, biological process: protein O-linked glycosylation. NCBI's taxonomy places the organism in Eukaryota, Metazoa, Chordata, Actinopteri, Pleuronectiformes, Paralichthyidae.
GUUAGAUCCCUGGAUCACUUCACACUUUUCAUUUCCGCCUUCCUUCUUCUCAAUGUUGUAAAUGUAUAGACAAUAAGGACAAAACCUCAUCAACGGACAAGUUUCCUUCUUUCUUUUGUGUGUGGCUCAUUGUGUCAUGUUCCGUGACGACAAUAAAACAUGACAACAAUGCCACAGCCCACAGGAAUAAGCUCAUCCUGUCUGCCAGGUGUGGACAGAGGAACCAGACAGACAUCUUCUCUAUGCCUCCAGUAAAACCUGCUCUUUUCUCCUCGACGCGCUGUCAGAAGCUCAGGGACUGAAGUUUAAAUGUGAAGCAACAUACUGACAGACCGUGGAGGCACAGCGGCCACAGCAGAGCUAUUUAACCCGGCCUCAGGAGUGUCUGUGCGGGCUGGGGCAGCGCGUCAGAGCAGGGGGCAGCUCCACCGGAGCCGUGUCAGCAGGAAGGUUAGCGGGGCAGGAGCACUGUCAACACGGGGACACCACGGGAGCGCCUCCCUUAAGCCUGCAGGAACGCGACACUCCGGCGUGAAGCCGCACAUCUACCAGCAAGUGCCAACAUCAGCAGCUACUCGUUAGCUGCCUUUACCUGGCUAGCCACCGUACCAACCCGGUUAGCCUUAGCUAGAAGCAGUAGCGGCUAACCUAGCUUAGCUGUCGGCAAGCCUGGCUCCGCGGGCAGACAUUCCAACAUGAGGCUGAAAGUGGGAUUCAUUUUACGGAGUUUGCUUUACAUUGGGACCUUUCUCGGUUUGGUGGUGCUCUGGUCGUCCCUGUCGCCGAAAGUCAGCGAUGAAACCCCGAUUGGAAAACGGGAGGAAAUAUUGCCGCCUAAAGGAGAGAUAGCAGAUCAUUUUAAGCCUGUGAUGCCCUGGCCUCAUGUGGAGGGGGUGGAAGUUGACCUCAACGCCAUCAGACUCAAACAUGGAGAAGCUAAUCAUCCCCCGAACCCUGACCAGCAGCCCAACCAGAAGCAGGUGAUCCAGCAGCAGUAUGUGACAUUCAGGCCCCACUCACAUAUCUACACCAGCCCUGUCCUGAAGAAAGGUGUUCUGGGAAACUUUGAGCCAAAGGAACCAGAGCCUCAAGGGGUCUCCGGUGGUCCUGGAGAGGGAGCUAAGCCAUUUGUUUUGGGUCCAGAGUACAAAGAGUCUGUCCAGGCUUCCAUCAAAGAGUUUGGCUUCAACAUGGUGGCUAGUGAUAUGAUCUCACUGGACAGAACCAUCAGCGAUAUACGGCAUGAAGAGUGUAAAUACUGGCAUUAUGAUGACAGACUGCUGACCUCUAGUGUGGUGAUUGUCUUCCAUAAUGAAGGCUGGUCUACACUGAUGAGAACCAUCCACAGUGUCAUCAAGAGGACUCCCAGGAAAUACCUGGCUGAGAUAGUCAUGAUAGACGACUUCAGCAACAAAGUCCAUCUGAAGGAGCGUUUGGAGGAGUACAUCAAGCAAUGGAAUGGUCUUGUAAAACUGUUCAGAAAUGAGAAGAGAGAAGGCCUGAUCCAGGCUAGGAGUAUAGGAGCAGAGAAGGCCAAUAAAGGACAGGUGCUGAUCUACCUGGAUGCUCAUUGUGAGGUGGGAAUCAACUGGUAUGCUCCACUGGUUGCUCCCAUUUCAAAAGACAGAACGGUGUGCACGGUGCCUCUGGUUGACUCCAUCCAUGGCCAGAAGUUCACCAUCGAGGCCCAGGGUGGCGGGGACAAGGAUGGCUUUGCUAGAGGAGCCUGGGAUUGGAGCAUGCUCUGGAAGCGAGUUCCUCUGGGAGAGAAAGAACAUGCACUCAGAAAAACUCAGACUGAGCCAUAUAGGUCUCCAGCUAUGGCAGGUGGUCUCUUUGCUAUAGAGAGAGACUUCUUCUUCGAGCUGGGUCUAUAUGAUCCAGGAUUGCAGAUAUGGGGAGGAGAGAAUUUUGAAAUAUCAUACAAGAUCUGGCAGUGUGGGGGCCAGCUGCUCUUUGUACCAUGUUCUCGUGUCGGACAUAUCUACAGACUUCAAGGAUGGCAAGGCAACCCCCCACCUGCACACGUUGGAUCCUCACCCACUCUGAAGAACUAUGUUCGUGUGGUGGAGGUAUGGUGGGAUGAAUAUAAGGACUACUUCUACGCCAGUCGUCCUGAAACUCUCACUCUAGCCUACGGAGACAUCAGUGAGCUUAAACGCUUCAGGGAGGAACAUCGAUGCAAGAGCUUCAAAUGGUUCAUGGAGGAAAUAGCGUACGAUAUUCCACAGCACUACCCUCUGCCUCCUAAAAAUGUAGAAUGGGGGGAGAUUCGAGGUUUCGAGACAAGCUACUGUAUUGACAGUAUGGGACACACUAAUGGAGGAAAUGUGGAAAUAGGACCGUGCCACAGAAUGGGGGGUAACCAGUUGUUCCGUAUCAAUGAAGCCAACCAGCUGAUGCAGUAUGACCAGUGCCUGACCAGAGGAGCAGAUAAUUUAGCAGUCAUUAUCACACACUGUGACCAGAACCAAAACACUGAGUGGAAGUUCUUCAAGGAUCUCCAUCGGUUCACUCAUGUACCAACAGGGAAGUGUCUCGACCGCUCCGACCUGCUCCACAAAGUGUUCAUAUCAGACUGUGACAACAGUAAAACCACUCAGAAAUGGGAAAUGAACAAUAUAGUGGCCGUAUGAGAACUGCACAACCUGACCUACACAUGGAUGACCACUGGGAGCUUGGAGAGACCUGUAUGAGGAGAUACACACACACACACACACACACACACACAUACACAUACACAUACAAAGACAAAUUAACCCAUGCCAAGAAACACAUCCAUAUUGUACAUUUACAGGUACUGUCCUUCUGAAGAGAAGAUGUUGUUGUUAUGAGCCAGUCAUUGUCAGCGUACCUCCACCAUGAUGGAGUCAAAUUGGUCACAGUUAGAGAUACUGAGUAUCUGCAAUUAACUGCUACAGCCCAAAUCCACUGGCAUCAGCCUAGUCCUGCCUCCAUCAAACUUUAGUCCUUGUAUUCAACUCUAACACAAACACAGACACUCCAGGUGGCAGAUGAAGUGGCUGAUGUGGAGGCUGAAGCUCCUGGUCCUCAGAAAGACAAACACUGAACUAGAAACGUGUUGGCUCCAUCUCUGUCUGUUCUCUUUGGCUCUCAGGUCUUUUCUAAACCACUACAUUGAGUAUAUGAAGUGACUCACAUAUAUUCUAAAUAUUCAACAGUCGUGCUCUAAUUCGGCUUUUUCAAUCAACCAAACUAAGUAGCUCACUUCCCAAAGAUGGUAACAUCAUCAGUGUGUCUAACCAGGUGUCUGUACACACUGGCGGCUGUCUGCAGGUCAGGUUCAGGUGAGCUUUAGGCUGGAAUAGUAUUUAUUGGGAAUAUCAAAGUAAAUUUGGGUGAGGGAAAGGAAACUAGCAGCCAGAUCCAUAUUUUUGAAAAUGUAUCAUUUGAAUUUUGAAUGUGUCGCUGAUGUCAUGUGGAUGUUUGUAUUACAUAAGCUGUGAAAACUGGUCUGUUCAGUCAGCUGCUUCUUGUAGAGCCAUCAGGCCAGUUUCAGUUGAACUACAUCAGCCUUCAUCUGAGGCCACAGCAAGUGGAGAGGAUGUCCGCACUUAACAGACGUGGUAUCAAACUGCACGCACAUGCUGAACAGUUCCUGUAGCUUUAGGCCUGAUUCAUACCUGGUGUUAACAUGCACGUCCAGUAAUCUGAUCACAAGUGAACAGCUCUGACACCCUCUGUUAGAAUGUGUCUUUACAUGUGACCACUUGGGAUUGGAUCUCAACAAGCAAUGCUAAACAAGCAUGUACAUUUGUAUUCACAAAAACAAAAUGUGUUGUUGGCUGCCGACAUCUCUUCUGAUGGACAUUUAAUGAAGAAUAGAUCAAAACCGUACAGCCUGACUUGAUUCCCCGUUGUGUUCCAGACAAAUCAAGUCACCCAAGAUAUUAGAUACUCUUGUGAUGUAAUUUCUGGGUGUUUAAACGUCAUGGACAAGGCCAGCUUACAUGAUUGUGAGUUGUAUUCGUUUGAGAAUGAGUAUGUAAACUUAAUGGUUAGCUGAGUAGGUUGUCCUUCAAACUGAUAAACGAAUGUGGCCACACGUGUCUCAGCAUCUCUGAAUGUGGUCUGACUGAGCCGAUCUCAAUUGUGUCAUCUAUUCGCCUCGAGGGUGUUCACACUUUAACUUAGAGCUGUCCACUUGUGAUCAAAUCACCCAGGACAUGCACUCACCAAUGUAUGAGAGACAUUCUUGGCUGCCCUUAUCAAAGUACAACUUCUAGCUUGAAGCUAUACAGUAAUCUGACAUAAUGAUUCAGCACAUGGUAUCAACACUGUCCAGGACACAAGUCAAAUUACAAAGAUGAAAACAAAGUGAUGCUAAUGUCCUCCUGCAUGAAGCUUCACGCAGUGUAUGCUUCCUUAAACCACCUGAAGGUCAAUUCUCUCUGUGCCCUGUCUGAACCAGCAGUCCUCCAUCCCUCAGUGAGAAUGCUUUCUGAUGCACCCUGAGUGAAACAAACUCAUACACUGUAUUUGUUUAGUAAAACGUGAUUGGUUGCCAUUUACUUGUGUUGAUUUCUAUUGGCUUGAAUGACUUUACGGACACAGAUGAUUUAGAAGAGAGCGAAGUGAUCUGACUGACUGAGGACCCAGGACCUUACUGACAGUCUUGAGGAAUUCAGUAGCUGACCCAUUGACUGUGACUUAGUAAUUGCCUGUCUAAAAAGGAGAAAAAAGCAGAGGUGUUUGGUUGGGGAAUGAAGUAAUUGAGAAAUGCACAACUUAUGGUGGGGAAAAAACAAAAUGAAAGAAAUUUGACUGCUUUUUUUUGGUUGUUUUGCUUUCGCAAGGGAAGAGGGUUUGGUGUAUGGAUCAUCAUGUAUGCAAUGUUUUGUACAAUGUAAAUAGAUUUCUUUCUAAAGACGAUCAGGAUGCAUUUUGUGAAGGGCCUUGAAUGAUGUUGUAAAUAUCUAACUUAUAGCAGAGAUUUAAUAAUAUGGGCUAAACAGUGGGUGGUGGAGGAAAUAAAAGAGCUGAUUUGUACUACGA